CCCUCCCGCGAGCUCGAGACUGGGGUGGCGCUGUGGGCUCCGGCCGGCUCCUCACAGAUUUCGGGCGUAUAAGCCCCUGGCGGCGAGAAAGCGCGAGCUCAGGCGCCGGGCUCGCUGAGGGGGUCAGCCGGGACCGGCUCCGCUUGUCUCUUCUAGACACCCUGGAGUCCCCUCAGGCCGGUCCGGUGGGCGCGCACCUGCCAGCAACCCCUGAGCUCUCAGACCAGGGGGCCCCGGAGCCCGAGCCUAAAAAGAUGGCCAACUCCAAGGCCGACUGCCGCUCACCUGUCGGCCUCGACGGCUGUAACUGCUGCCUGGCCCUGGCCAACCGCAGCGAGCUCCAGCGAGAAAACGGCGGGGAGAACAGCGCUCUGGAUCCCCCUUCGGUGAGCAACUUUCGACAGCUGCAGGAGAAGCUAAUCUAUGAGAACCUCAACACCGACAAGCUCAACAGAAUAAUGCGUCAGGAUUCACUAGAGCCAGUGCUGAGGGACCCCUGCUAUCUGAUCAAGGAGGGCAUCUGCAACCGCAAAAUCGACCAGACCAUGCUCUCCAUUCUGCUCUUCUUCCACAGUGCCUCCGGAGCCAGCGUGGUGGCCCUAGACAACAAGAUUGAGCAGGCCAUGGAUCUGGUGAAAAACCAUCUGAUGUAUGCAGUAAAAGAGGAGGUGGAGGUCCUGAAGGGGCAGAUCCGAGAGCUGGUGGAGAAGAACUCCCAGCUGGAGCGUGAGAACACCCUCUUGAAGACCCUGGCCAGCCCAGAGCAGCUGGAGAAAUUCCAGUCCCGGUUGAGUUCCGAAGAGCCGGUUCCCAAGAUCCCACAAGCACCCGAGGCCUCCGGUGGUUCUCCGGUGUAAGUGGCUCUGUCCUCAGGGUGGGCAGAGCCACUAAAUUUGUUCUACCUAGUUCUUCCCAGUUUGUUUUUGGCUCCCCAAGCGUCAUCUCACGUGGAGAACUUUACACCUAGUAUAGCUGGUGCCAAGAGAUGUCCCAAGGAUGUGGCCCCCCGGGCCCACUCCAGUGACAGACCCCUGACAAAGAACAGGUCUCUGGAGGCUGAGUUGCAUGGGGCCUCGUCACCCCAAGCCAGUGAGCCUCUAAUGCCACUGCGCCCUGAGAGCUCCCAAAGCCUGGGCAACUUCACGCAACUGGCAAAGGAGAAAGGUAGUUUGAGAGAGAAAGCCAGGUUGCACCAGAAAGUAUAAGGGGUCUGUUUUCAUUUCCAUCGACAUCUUCAACAGCUUCUCCUGACAAUGACCAUUCUAUGAAGCCACUUGUAUUUCGAGCAGAGGCAACCUCUCUCAUCUCUCCUGCCUUCCCAAGGCAGGGCCGGGGACAGGAGGGAUUGAGCCAAGUCAGCCUUCUGUUGGUUAAUAUGGUAUAAUGCAUGGCUUGGUGCACAGCCUAGUGUGGGAUUACAGCUUUGGGAUGACCACUUGCAAAGUUCUGUUUGGUUAGUAUUGGCAUAGUUUUUCUAUAUAGCCAUAAAAGCAUAUAUAUACCCAUAGGGCUAGAUCUAUAUCUUAGUGUAGUGAUGUAUACAAAUACACAUACACCUACAUGUUGAAGAGCCCAACCAGCUUUGGGAGUACUGACUGGUCCCUUACCUCUUAAGGCUAAUUCUUUGAUCCGUGUUCAUUUACCAAGUUGAUCCAGUAUCACCUUUAGGCUAUGUAAGAAUAAAGAGUAAAGGCAGGUAGGGGGCCAGCCUCUGAAUGCGGCCAUGAACACCUUGCUGCUACUGCAUCCCUCUUCCAUCUGUCCCCUGAAGACAUGUAAGGUCCUCUUUUGAAUGCCAACCCCACCAUUCACUGGUGCUGACUACAUAGAAUGGGGUUGAGAGAAGAUGGGCUGGGACUUUACAUUGUCAUUUGAAAACUUUGUUUGUUUGUGGAAAACUUUCAGGUGAACAGAAUGACUAACUUGCUCGUGUCCUCUUGUGAGCAAGGGAUGGAGAGGGAUGGCUUUGACCCAAUGGUGCCUGGGUGGUGUGCUCAGGGAGCUUGUGUCUAGUGGGUUCUGUGGCAGUGUGAAUACUUUCCAUUUCCUGAUACCUUAUCUUGAUGUGUGUAUCCAGGAUUUGGAUUUUGGUUUUUUAAGUGUAGCUUGAAAUUUCAAUAAAAGUUGCUCUUUUUUUUCUAAAAAUAA
Messenger RNA from Manis pentadactyla (Chinese pangolin), 2148 nucleotides. RefSeq names its product TSC22 domain family member 3 (gene TSC22D3). Lineage: Eukaryota; Metazoa; Chordata; Mammalia; Pholidota; Manidae. Bases 255 to 857 code for a protein of 200 amino acids. Gene Ontology annotation, biological process: regulation of transcription by RNA polymerase II. The transcript has 4 exons. The record is from RefSeq and is a predicted model, not a curated record.